AUCGGCAAAAUGGCUUCUUUAACUCCUACAAUACCACGACCUUCAACCACUACUGAUUCCUUCUUUUCUUUCUUCCCAAGCAAAUCUCCGAUUUCAUUUGCUCCAAAACUUAAUCGUUUAUCUAAACGUAGAGUCUCAUGCAAAGCCACUAAAGGCGACCAGUCUCCUCUAGGAAAAUUUGAUAGGAGAAAUGUGCUUAUUGGUCUAGGAGGACUAUAUGGGGUAAAUGGGUUGGGCUCCAAUUCAUUCUCCAUUGCAGCUCCGGUGGCGCCACCGGAUCUUUCCAACUGCGGACCACCAGAUUUGCCUUCCGGUGCAAAACCAACAGAUUGUUGCCCUCCAAAAUCCGAUAAGAUCAUAGAUUUCAAGCUACCUCCGCAAUCGAAUCAAUUGCGAGUUAGGCCAGCUGCUCAUGUAGUAGACAAGAAUUAUAUAGAAAAGUAUUCCAAAGCCAUUGCUCUAAUGAAAGCUCUGCCCGAAGACGAUCCACGUAAUUUUACGCAACAAGCUAACAUCCAUUGCGCUUACUGCGACGCAGCUUACGAUCAAGUUGGGUUCCCAGACCUUGAGCUUCAAGUUCACAAUUGUUGGCUCUUCUUCCCCUUCCACCGCUACUACUUAUAUUUCUACGAGAAGAUCUUAGGGAAGCUUAUCAACGAUCCUACCUUUGCUUUGCCAUUUUGGAACUGGGACUCUCCUCCAGGCAUGCAAUUACCUGCAUUGUAUGCCAACUUGAAAUCGCCACUCUACGACACUCUUCGAAACGCCGGCCACCAACCACCAACGCUUCUCGAUCUCGACUAUAAUGGUACGGAUGAGACGACAACAAAACGGGAUCAGCUCACCAGCAAUCUCACAAUCAUGUACCGGCAAGUGGUGUCCAACGGCAAGAACCCUAAGCUGUUCUUCGGCGGUGCUUUCCGAUCUGGCGAAGAACCCGACCCGGGAGCUGGUUCCAUUGAGAACAUUCCUCAUGGUCCUGUCCACCUAUGGAGUGGGGAUAACACUCAGCCUAAUCUUGAGAACAUGGGGAACUUCUAUUCCGCCGCUAGGGAUCCGAUGUUUUUUGCACACCAUUCGAACGUCGAUCGGAUGUGGACGAUAUGGAAAACGUUAGGAGGCAAAAGAAAAGAUAUCACUGAUCCGGAUUGGCUAAAUGCCGGGUUUCUUUUCUACGAUGAGAACAAACAGCUUGUUCGUGUUAAAGUCAGAGAUUGCCUUGAUGAGAAAAAGCUUGGCUAUGUUUAUCAAGAUGUGGAUAUUCCAUGGCUGAAAACCAGACCAACUCCUCGUAAAUCGAAGCUGAGCAAAGUAGCAAGUGCUGUUAGAGCACUCGGUGUAGCUCAGGCUGCCGUAUCAAAGAAAACGGUGACGACGACCGAUUUUCCGGUGAUAUUGGAUUCGGUGAUAAGGACCGUGGUUGAUAGGCCGAAGAAGAAGAGGAGAAGCAAGCAAGAAAAGGAAGAGGAAGAAGAGGUCUUGGUGAUCGAUGGGAUUGAGUUUGAUAGAGAUUUGCCGGUGAAAUUUGAUGUUUAUGUGAACGAUGAAGAUGAUUUGCCCAGCGGACCGGACAAGUCAGAGUUCGCGGGGAGUUUUGUGAGUGUUCCACGUAAGCAAAAGAAUCAGAAGAAGUUGAAAACUUGUUUGAGGCUAGGACUGACGGACUUACUGGAGGAUUUGGAAGCUGAAGAUGAUGAUAGUGUGGUGGUGACUUUGGUCCCAAGGACUGGGAAAGGACUCGUCAGCAUUGGUGAACUCAAAAUUGAGUUUGCUUCUUGAUCUUUAACCCAUUAGUUGUUAUAGGGUUAAUAUUGGAAUGUGCAGAGAAAGUGACCAAAUGGGAUCCGAUCAGGAUUAUGUAACAGGAUUUCUGGUUUUACGUUUUUGGUAAUAUAUAGUGAUGAACAUAUGUGGGUAGGCUUAU
Molecule: messenger RNA, 1924 nt
Organism: Ziziphus jujuba (common jujube)
Lineage: Eukaryota; Viridiplantae; Streptophyta; Magnoliopsida; Rosales; Rhamnaceae
Product: polyphenol oxidase, chloroplastic-like
Biological process (GO): pigment biosynthetic process
Molecular function (GO): catechol oxidase activity
Source: RefSeq, marked provisional